Loxodonta africana (African savanna elephant) is the source of this 963-nucleotide messenger RNA. RefSeq names its product olfactory receptor 11H4-like. Gene Ontology annotation, molecular function: olfactory receptor activity; G protein-coupled receptor activity. The transcript has a single exon. The coding region runs from base 1 to 963 and encodes 320 amino acids. Lineage: Eukaryota; Metazoa; Chordata; Mammalia; Proboscidea; Elephantidae. Gene Ontology annotation, biological process: G protein-coupled receptor signaling pathway. Gene Ontology annotation, cellular component: membrane. The record is from RefSeq and is a predicted model, not a curated record.
AUGGUGUUCUCUGUCUUCUCUGCAGCCCUGGGAUUCAUGAACAAUUCAGAGAAAAGCACUGUGACUGAGUUUGUCCUCCUAGGCUUCCCUGGUGGCCAGGAGAUGCAAAUAUUCCUCUUCUCGCUGUUCUUUGGGGUCUAUAUAUUUACCGUGAUGGGAAAUGGCACCAUUGUCUGUGCUGUGAGGUGGGACCAACGACUCCACACCCCAAUGUAUAUUCUCCUGGGGAACUUUGCUUUCCUUGAAAUCUGGUACAUUACCUCCACUGUGCCCAGUAUGCUGGCCAACAUCCUCUCAGAGACAAAAACCAUCUCUUUUGUUGGCUGUUUCCUCCAGUUCUAUUUUUUUACUUCCCUUGCUGCAACUGAAAUAUAUCUCCUCUGUGUCAUGGCAUAUGACCGGUACCUCGCCAUCUGCCGCCCACUGCACUACCCAACCAUCAUGACCCUACAACUCUGCUAUCUCUUGAUGUUUCUUUGCUGGGUGUUUGGGUUCCUUAGUUACUCAGCCUCCACAGUACAACUCUCCCAAUUGUCUUUCUGUGGGCCCAACAUCAUUGAUCACUUUUUGUGUGACAUGGACCCACUGAUGUCUCUGUCCUGUGCUCCAGCUCCUAUCACUGAGAUUGUCUUCUAUACCCUGAGCUCCCUCAUUAUCAUCCUCACCCUUCUAUACAUCCUUGGCUCUUAUACCCUUUUAUUGAUAGCUGUGUUAAAAGUCCCUUUAGCAGCUGGCCGGCAAAAGGCCUUUUCCACCUGUGGAUCGCAUCUGACAGUGGUGUGUUUAUUCUUUGGGGCCCUCUUGGCAAUGUAUGUGAGCCCCACAUCUGAAAACCCAGCUGAACUUCAGAAGAUUAUUACUUUGUUCUAUUCUGUGGUCACUCCCUUCUUAAAUCCUCUGAUUUACAGCUUACGUAACAAGGAGAUGAAGGCCGCAUUGAAGAACAUCUUGAGGAUAGAAUGA